Messenger RNA from Mycetomoellerius zeteki, 471 nucleotides. RefSeq names its product zinc finger MYM-type protein 1. The coding region runs from base 1 to 471 and encodes 156 amino acids. Lineage: Eukaryota; Metazoa; Arthropoda; Insecta; Hymenoptera; Formicidae. The transcript has a single exon. The record is from RefSeq and is a predicted model, not a curated record.
AUGGAUGUAUCGAGAUUAGAACAAGUUUCAAUUAGCUUCCGAAUAACAUUGCCGGAUUUUACUGUAAAAGAAAUAUUCAUGGGUUUUUAUGAAACCAGUAAUACAAAGUCGGAAACUCUUCUCAAUAUAAUAAAAAAUGUCCUAUUACGUUAUGAGCUAGAUAUUACUAAAUUAAGAAGGCAAUGUUUUGACAGCGCCGCAAACAUGAGCGAAAAAUAUUCUGGCGUGCAAACGCUACUUCGGAAGUUGAAAUCCAGAGCCCUAUUUGUUCAUUGUACGGCACAUACAUUAAAUCUGGUUGCUCAAAAUGCCAUGAAGAACGUAGAAAUGAUUAACAACUUUAUUGGAGUAGCCAAAGAUGUGAUAAACUUUAUUCGCGAUUCUCCAAAACGAAUCGCAAUAUUUAAAGAUUUACAGGCAACAUGCGAUGAAAAUCUACCGGCUCUAUCGCCGUUUUGUUCAACAAGGUAA